This is a messenger RNA of Cricetulus griseus (Chinese hamster), 1146 nucleotides long. RefSeq names its product Fos proto-oncogene, AP-1 transcription factor subunit (gene Fos). Gene Ontology annotation, molecular function: DNA-binding transcription factor activity, RNA polymerase II-specific; RNA polymerase II cis-regulatory region sequence-specific DNA binding. Gene Ontology annotation, biological process: regulation of transcription by RNA polymerase II. The record is from RefSeq and is marked provisional. NCBI's taxonomy places the organism in Eukaryota, Metazoa, Chordata, Mammalia, Rodentia, Cricetidae. Gene Ontology annotation, cellular component: nucleus.
AUGAUGUUCUCCGGGUUCAACGCCGACUACGAGGCGUCAUCCUCCCGCUGCAGCAGCGCUUCCCCGGCCGGGGACAGCCUGUCCUACUAUCAUUCCCCAGCCGACUCCUUCUCCAGCAUGGGCUCCCCUGUCAACGCACAGGACUUCUGCGCAGAUCUGUCCGGCUCCAGUGCCAACUUUAUCCCCACCGUGACAGCCAUCUCCACCAGCCCAGACCUACAGUGGCUGGUGCAGCCCCCCCUGGUCUCCUCCGUGGCCCCAUCGCAGACCAGAGCGCCCCAUCCCUACGGAGUCCCCACCCCUUCGGCUGGGGCUUACUCCAGGGCCGCAAUGGUGAAGACCGUGUCAGGCGGCAGAGCGCAGAGCAUCAGCAGAAGAAGCAAAGUAGAGCAGUUAUCUCCUGAAGAGGAAGAGAAACGGAGAAUCCGAAGGGAAAGGAAUAAGAUGGCUGCAGCCAAAUGCCGGAAUCGGAGGAGGGAACUGACUGAUACUCUCCAAGCGGAGACAGACCAACUUGAAGACGAGAAGUCUGCAUUGCAGACUGAGAUUGCCAAUCUGCUCAAAGAGAAGGAGAAACUGGAGUUCAUUUUGGCAGCCCACCGACCUGCUUGCAAGAUCCCGGAUGACCUGGGCUUCCCAGAAGAGAUGUCUGUGGCUUCCCUGGAUUUGACUGGGGGUCUGCCUGAGGCCACUACCCCAGAGUCCGAGGAGGCCUUCUCACUGCCUCUUCUCAAUGACGCUGAGCCCAAGACAUCACUGGAGCCAGUCAAGAGCAUCAGCAAUAUGGAGCUGAAGGCUGAGCCCUUUGAUGACUUCUUGUUCCCACCAUCAUCCAGGCCCAGUGGCUCUGAGACGACGGCCAGAUCUGUGCCAGACAUGGACCUAUCCGGUUCCUUCUACGCAGCAGACUGGGAGCCUCUGCACAGUAGCUCCCUGGGGAUGGGGCCCAUGGUCACAGAGCUGGAGCCCCUGUGUACCCCGGUGGUCACCUGUACUCCCAGCUGCACAACUUACACGUCUUCCUUUGUCUUCACCUACCCCGAGGCUGACUCCUUCCCCAGCUGUGCAGCUGCCCACCGAAAGGGCAGCAGCAGCAACGAGCCCUCCUCUGACUCGCUCAGCUCACCCACACUGCUGGCCCUGUGA